CUAUGGAACAUUGUAAAUCCGAAAAUUCUGCACAUGAGGUGUUACUUUUGUUUUUAAAUUUAUUUGGUGUAUUUUUGUCGUAAAUCUAAUCACUUGUUACUACUUAUUCACCAAAACAAAUCUAGUUUCACUUCACAUCCUCUAUUAUGUUGUCGUGAUACGCAUGUAAUGGAAUAAAAAGAACAUUGUUCUAUGGAUAUAGAAUAUUGGCGAGCAGAAUCUGAGCUCAAUGAACGUCGGUGGGAUGGGGGAGGUAGGCGGCGAGGUGGCGCUCAUCGCCGACGAGCUCAGCCGUGCCGUGGAGCUCACUCUCAACCCGACAGUCUCCCAUGAGGCCCGCAACCAGGCCUAUAAUGCUUGCGAAAGCUUUAAAGAGAGCUCACCAUGGUGUGCUCAAGCUGGUCUAUUGCUGGCAAGUGGACAGUAUUCUGCGGUUGUCAAACACUUUGGUCUGCAACUUAUGGAGCACACAGUGAAGUACCGUUGGACACAGAUCACGCAAGCUGAGAAGAUAUUUAUAAAGGAAAAUGCCAUGAAAUUGCUUUACAUUGGCGGGUGGGAGCCGGGGCACCUGAACGACGCACUCGCGCGGGUCAUCGUGGAGAUGAUCAAGCGCGAGUGGCCGCAGCAAUGGCCGACGUUGCUCGCCGAGCUGAGCGACGCGUGCGCGCGCGGCCACGCGCACACACAGAUCGUGCUGCACGUUUUCCUGCGGCUGGUGGAAGACGUGGCCACGUUGCAGACGCUCGAGCAGCACCAACGGCGCAAGGACAUCUACCAGGCGCUGACGAGCAACAUGGCCGAGAUCUUCGCGUUUUUCAUGCGGCUAAUAGAGUUACACGUGCAGGAGUUCAGAGAACACACCGCCAAAGGCGACUCCAACGCUGCCGCCAGCAACGGCAGGGUUGUGCAGGUGGUCCUGCUGACGCUGACCGGCUUCGUGGAGUGGGUGUCGACGAACCACGUGGUGAUGAACAACGGGCGCCUGCUGCAGAUCCUGUGCGUCCUGCUGCAGGACGAGGCCUUCCAGCUGCCUGCCGCCGAGUGCCUGCUGCAGGUGGUGAACAGGAAAGGAUCGACUAAGGAGCGCAAGCCGCUGAUGAUUCUGUUCAGCGAAGACGCGAUCUCGUGCAUACACCGUGCCGCGGUGGCCAGCGUCAACGUCGCGGACGAAAAAAACUACUUGUUCCUAAAGAAGCUCUCUCAGGUGGUAGCGGGGUUAGGGCAGCAGCUAACGUCCCUGUGGAGCUUCGCCACGGGCGUGGAGUUCUGGAUGCCGGUGCUGCUAGAGAGCAUGCUGCUGCUGACGUCGCACCCCUCGCUGACGCUCACGCACGCCGUCAGCAGCGUGUGGCUGUGCGUGUUCCGGCACGAGCACGCCAGCAAGCUGCCCGCCGUGGCCGCCGUCGUGCCGCGCUGGCUGCACGCCGCCGCGCCCAAGCUGCUCAAGGUGACGUACCCCGCCACCCGCGCGAGCGGCGCGCACGACGCGGCCACGUACGCCUGCAUCGACUACGACAGCGAACAGGAGUUCGCGGUCUUCUUCAACCGCUGCCGCACCGAGAUACUUGACUGCUUUAGGCAUUGCAUGUGCGCGGCGCCGCUGGUGACGUGGGCGUACGUGGAGCAGUGGACGCGCGCCGCGCUGGACAAGGUGGAGUCGUGCCCCGCCGAGCUGGACCACACGCACCCCCUCCACGUGGAGUGGGAGGCCUUGUCGCAGGUGUUAGACGUGGUGCUAUCGCGUCUGGUGCACUGCGAGCCGCGGCCGAGCGUGGUGGAGGGCCUGCAGCUGCUGCAGCGCUGCGUGGCGUGCGCGCCGCCCGCGCCGCUCAUCCUGUCGCUGCUGCUGUCGCUCGUGUCCGCGCUCUUCGUGUUCCUCAGCUGCGCCUGCAGCCAGAUCGCAGGUCCGGGCGUGGGCGUGGCGGGCGCGGAGCUGCUGCCGCGCGUGCUGGACAAGAUCUUCGCGGCGCUGCUCACCGACAACCACACGCCGCCGCCGCGUCGCUCCCGGGCCGUCAAGAACGUGCGCCGCCACGCCGCCAGCCUGCUCGUCAAGCUCGGCUCCAAGUACCCGCUGCUGCUGCUGCCGGUGUUCGGGCGGCUGCACGAGAUGUGCCAGGCGGCGCUGGCGCGGCCCGGGCUUAGCGCCAUGGAGAGCGUCACCAUACAGGAGGCGCUGCUGCUCGUGUCCAACCACUUCUGCUGCUACGAGCGCCAGAGCGCGCUAGUGGCACAGGUGCUGGGCGACGUAAGCUCGCGCUGGGCGGCGCUGGCGCCGCACCUGGCGUCGGCGGCGUCGCUGGCGCGGCUCAUCGGGCUGGACGCCGCGCCGGCCGCCGACGACGAGCGCGGUGAGGCGCGCCGCACGCUGCUGCACGCGCUCACGCUCACGCUCGGCGUCGUCAAGCGCACCACCGUGCCCACCGACCCUGACAAAGCGUCCCGCGGCGGGUUCGGCGCGGGCACGACGCCGAGCGGGAACCCGAUCUGGCGCAACCCUUGCGGCGCGCACGUGCUGCCGCUGUUCCCGCACGCGCUGGCGCUGGCGCGCGCGCUGCACGAGCUGCACGCGCCGGCGCCGGCGCCGGGGCCGGGCGCGCGCGCGCCGCUCGAGGCGCUGCAGCCGCCGCCCGCCGAGCGCCGCCACCUGCUGGGGCUGGCCGACACCGACGCGCCGCCGCCCCAGCCGCACGACCGCAUGCAGGCCUACGUGCACACGCUGCACGACAACGUGUGCCACCUGGUGGGCGCGGCGGCGACGACGCUGGGCCGCGAGCUGUGCGGCGCGCCGGGGCUGGCUCGCGCGCUGCUGGGCUCGGUGCUGGCGGCGCAGCAGCUGCCCGACCACUGGCUGCGGCCCAUCGCACGCCACGCGCUCAAGCCGCUGCUGCUGCACUGCCCGCCCGCGCACUACGCCGACCUGGCGCUACCGCUGCUCGACCACCAUGCGCCGUUCAUGUUAGUACAUUUAUCACAACGAUGGGAAUACAUCGCUUCCCUAUACGAGUCCGGCAAGCUGGAGGAGGAGGGCAGCAACGAGUCACAGGAAGUGUUAGAAGAUAUGCUAGUCAGGCACCUGACGAGGGAACACCUGGAGGUGCUCAAGGUGUCACUAGUGGAUGGCGGAGUGAGCCCGGAAGUGGUGACGGGUGCGGGCGACAUGGAGGACGACAGCCCGCCGCCCGCCAGCACGCAGCGCGCGCCCGAGCAGGUGUCCGAGCUCGGCGCCAUGGUGCUGGCCUCCCCCCGCGCCGGGCCCGCCGUGCUGCACACGGUGCUCCGCGCGCUAACGUGGCCGGACUCGACGUCGUCGCUGCGCGCCACGGCGCUGGCGUGGCCGGCGCUGCGCGCGGCGCUGGACGCGGGGCUGGUGGGCGACGCCGAGGCCAGCGGCGCGCUGGCCGCCGUGCUGCAGGCGCUGCGCGCGCACGGCCAGCACGACGCCAACCAGGCCGCGCUGCUGGCGCUCGCCGUGCAGGCGUACGAGACGCUGCGGCCGCGAUUCCCGCACGUGGCGGGCGUGCUGCGCGCCAUCCCCGACGUGGACGCGCACGACCUGCGCCGCCUCGACGAGAAGCUCGCACCCGGCAACGCCAAGCAGAACAAGAUCGACAAGACCAAGCGCGACCUCUUCAAGAAGAUCACGGCUAGGCUGAUCGGUCGCAACGUGGGGCAGCUGUUCAAGAAGGAGGUGUACAUCCUGGACCUGCCGCACAUGAGCAGCGCGCGCCGCGAGCCGCCGCGCAGCGCGCUGGACGCGCCGGGCGGCGCCGGCCUGCCCGGCCUGUUCGCGCCCGCGCCCGCGCCCACCUAGCGCCGCCGACCACCAUCCAUCCGGGAACCUUAAUACCAGCCGCCAACCAAACCGACGCCCGGGCGAGUUGCGCUAUCUCUCUCGCGAGACCUGCGACUGUGACUGUGUGAAUGAGAGGUUCUCCGACCCCGGUCGUCAGUUAGGUUUGCAGAUAUAGCUACCUCGGAGCGGCACAAUUUAUUUCGAUUUUCGGGGGUUCGCCGCGCGUAAUAUGGAUCUUAUGUUAUACUCGUAGCUUUUUCUGUAGUGACCGUCGACGCGUUAUAGAGAUGGUGAAACGCUAUCGGAAAGUUGUGAUACACUGUUGGCCGGCCCGACCAUUUGUACAUCUCUGAGGACUUUACUGGCUAGCGGACGGUAAUUAUUUUGAAAUUGAUUAGAUAAAUCCGGCUAUACGAUAGGAGCAUAUUCUAGGUAUGAAUUUCGUUAUACUUUGCUUGUGGUAUAAAAAUUCAACAAAACCUAGGUUUGUCACGUUUGAGGCUAGAAUCAUAAUUUUAUAUACCUAAUCAUAAACAUAUUCAAAGCCGUAGCGGUGGCACGCAAAUCAUUUACUUUAUUUCCCUGAAAGUAUGUCGCGUCGCUUAUGUGCCAUAAUAAAUAACGUUUGUUAGCAACGAUUGCGCGUUACGUAUACAAUACAAAAUGAGACGAAAUACCACAUAUUAUAUGCAUAAUGAAAAACAGUAUAUAACGCGUGAGUUGCCGGGGUGGACCAUAGGAACUUGUUUGUAAACUGACUGAUUGUAAAAAAAAGUGAUGUUCCUAAACAAUGACUGAUCGUGCUCACGUAAGGUGUAUUGUGAUUUUUAAUGCCACUUGUCAAUAGUUUUGCACAAGAGUGUCAAACUUUCAUCCUUACUUUCCUGCGAGCGAAAGAUGGAUACAGUUACUGUAUUGUAUUAUACUGUUUAUGUGUAAAAUGAAAAGACGCUUUAGACGUGUGACAAAUGGGUCACCUUAUAAUUUUAAUUUACUGAUGAUUAUUGAUGUAAAUAAAUAUAACUAUGAAUUUUGAAUCAGUAAUAAACAAAUCAAUUAUUUGAAUGUAACUUAGACUAUGAGGCAGACUUAAGCAGAGUGCUCAAUAAACUGUUUCCGAGUUGAUUGAGCAGAGUUAAUAAUGAACUAAACUGUAGACAAUGUACAUAUGCCAUGGGCCUGGGCCGUGUACAGAGGGCCGUGCGCCAGGGGAUUCAAGGUCUAUCUUAACCUCGUAGUAAGUAUAACCUCGAAGGGCCAAGGAAUAUCCAAAAUUUGAUAGUGAAAUUGGUUUAUUUUGUGAUGUUUGAAAAUGGAACAAUACAAAACAAAUCCAAUUCUGUUCCAAUAGGGAAUAUUACGCGAAACUAUGCAUAGGGGGCGCCACUACCACCACAAUCCAUCACAAUCUGGGGGUCUACCGCG
This is a messenger RNA of Cydia splendana, 5224 nucleotides long. It is a transcript of the gene Ranbp21, whose product is annotated as exportin-5. Gene Ontology annotation, biological process: RNA export from nucleus; protein export from nucleus. Gene Ontology annotation, molecular function: nuclear export signal receptor activity; small GTPase binding; RNA binding. The record is from RefSeq and is a predicted model, not a curated record. Lineage: Eukaryota; Metazoa; Arthropoda; Insecta; Lepidoptera; Tortricidae. The coding region runs from base 230 to 3817 and encodes 1195 amino acids. Gene Ontology annotation, cellular component: RNA nuclear export complex; nucleus; cytoplasm. The transcript has 22 exons.